AAUAUUCGUAUCAACUUCCAGAAAUUAUGGCGUAGUAUAAACCUUCGUGUUCGUGCACAAAUGGGUGCCACCACAGCACCAACAGAUUCUUGGGAUGCGUGUGUGUGUACGAUUGAAAAAGCGAAUUCUCUACUGAAUCGUGCUGCUGAUGAAGGCGCCCUUGAAAGCAUUGGUUUUUACAAACGUCUACCACUCAAUCGUUUCAGUCAGCAUAUUCAGCUAAUCGCGAUGAGUGCAACAAUAUCAAAUUUAUUCGAACUCGCCCACUGGUUCAACGCAAUCAGUUAUGAGACUCAGUUUCGACCCAUUGAAUUGCGAGAAGGAAUCUUAGUAAAUGGUUCCGUAUUGGACGUACAAACGUUCUCACCGUUACGCGCAAUCAAACCACAUUCCGAAGUGCAAACCGAAGCUGAUUGGAUUAUCGCAUUAUGUGUUGAAUCGUUGUCGAACGAUGGCAGUGUGUUGGUAUUCUGCAGUUCCAAAUCAGAAACUGAGAAAAUCGCUUCAUUAUUGUGUGAUUAUUUCAAUGAGAGUACAUCUGCUGGCGAUCAUCAUCUAAAGUCGAAUGUUUUGGAUAUAAUAAAAACGAAUUCACUGAAGAGUUUCGAGGAAUACUUUCGGAGUGAAACACAAUCAAACGAUGAAAUUCUCUUGAGAACAAUUCCAAACGGCAUUGCCUUUCAUCAUGCGGGGUUAACAAUGGAAGAACGAGAGGCAAUAGAGGAUGGUUUUCGUGGAGGUCAGCUGAGAGUUUUGACUGCUACAUCAACACUAAGUUCCGGUGUAAACUUACCGGCUCAGACGGUUAUUAUCAAAGCUCAAAUGUCCGGACCCUCAGCCCUCACCAAUACCACGUAUCGACAGAUGGUUGGUAGAGCUGGGCGAUUGGGGCAAUCCUCAAAGGGUUUGUCGAAUCAUUUCAUUCGUUUGACUAAUUGA
Molecule: messenger RNA, 939 nt
Organism: Anisakis simplex (herring worm)
Lineage: Eukaryota; Metazoa; Nematoda; Chromadorea; Rhabditida; Anisakidae
Source: the annotation of a GenBank genome assembly